AUGCCAAUGAAACUUGAUGGAAGUUGCCAAUGUGGCGGCAUCGAAUUCACACUCCAGUCUCAAACCCCAGUACCUUAUCAACUUUGCGCCUGCAGCAUUUGUCGCAAAGUAGGCGGGUACAUGGGCGCUGUGAAUCUCGGCGGUAUCGCCGACAGCCUGAAAGUGCUUAAAGGCCAGGAUUUAAUCAAAAAGUACCGCGGCAUCAAAGAUCGCGGAACCCCAAAUGAGGAACUCUGCUCCUCUGAGCGGAACUUCUGUUCCAAUUGCAGCUCCAUGCUUUGGCUUUGGGACCACCACUGGCCAGAGUUGAUUCAUCCUUUUGCGUCGGCUAUCGAUACUGAGUUGCCUGUGCCGGACGAAAUGGUUUGUGUCAUGGCUGACUCGAAACCUGCGUGGGCGCGUUGGCCUGAAGGAAAGAUACGCGUGCGGGAAGCUUACAAUGGCGAGACCAGUAUCGAGGGCUGGCACAAGGAGCACGAUUUAUUUGUGGAAUAA
Molecule: messenger RNA, 495 nt
Organism: Penicillium verhagenii
Lineage: Eukaryota; Fungi; Ascomycota; Eurotiomycetes; Eurotiales; Aspergillaceae
Product: GFA family protein
Exons: 3
Coding region: 1-495 (164 amino acids)
Molecular function (GO): carbon-sulfur lyase activity
Source: RefSeq, a predicted model, not a curated record